This is a messenger RNA of Aspergillus costaricaensis CBS 115574, 1824 nucleotides long. RefSeq lists its product as uncharacterized. The transcript is spliced from 2 exons. The record is from RefSeq and is a predicted model, not a curated record. The annotation marks the transcript as partial. NCBI's taxonomy places the organism in Eukaryota, Fungi, Ascomycota, Eurotiomycetes, Eurotiales, Aspergillaceae.
UUGUCAGGCACCACAUCUGAUUGGCUGGCACACGUGCUGCCCCGGCUGGAUACACAAGCUAUCAAUUUUCUACUGAAUAUCCUCACAUCCGGUACCGUUGCCUCAGCGCCAGUAUAUACUCCACCCGUCCAGCAACUCGCCCUAGCCGCAACUCUCCUCAUACACCCCUCCACCACCACGCGCGCAAAAACAACUGAGGAGGAAGAAGCACCCCUGGCCGCAUUACGUCUGCUUCGACUGACCAAUACACUCGUCGGACCCAUCUCUUCGAAGCUAAACGUCGCAUUCUCAUUCAACGUACCCGAUUUUCCCCGCCAUACAAGACGACGUCCCGUGGCAGAGAACAUUCCCCCACCCUCGGACCUAUCUUCCGAUGAUACGAAACCCUUGAACUUAGAUCUAGGCCAGUCUCUUUCCCUGUGGUCUAAUGCAGAAGACUUUUGGCAUGUCGUUGGCUGGGCGUUCAACUGUUCUGUUCGCCAUCGUCCGCGCUGGACGUGGUGGCAGGUCUGGCUUGAAUACAUGUGUGAUGUUCUAGAGGGUGAUUGGAACGAACGAUUUCGACAGUAUAAGGAGGCUCACACCGGAAUCACCAUUAAUGAACAGGGACCACCGCCCUCCCCGAAGAAGUCCCGAAGGAGGAAAAUGCAUCAUGACGAUGAUCCAGCCCUGCAGAUCCUCAGAGAAAGCCUCAUAUUCCGUUACAUUCACGGAGCUAGCACCACGUACGGUCCAUACCGGCGCAUCGUCCGCUCCAUCUUUGCAGACGGUGGCUCGACCUCUCGCAACGAGUUUCGCGAAGUCUUCGAAAAUGAACUCAAAUACGCAAAAGCUCACACCUCCACCAGCAGAAAGCGCAGCGCGCAGGUCAACAUCGAUGAGAACGAGUUCGGCGACUACCUCACGGACGAUGAUCCGAUCGAGGAUGGAGACUAUGACGAUGAAAACAAGGAUAUCAAUGAGACGGACGCCAAUUCCGACGAGGAAGUAUAUCCGUCUGUUUCAACCACCAGCAGGUCCAAACGCUCUCAAGAAAAACCCACCCCUCGGCGCGCACCCCAGCCCAAGCGCAGAGGCAAAUCACUCGCCAUAGGCCCCAACGGCAUCAAUACACCCCCCGGCCCAUACGGCGGCUCUGCCCCAAGCACUGGCGCUCGUGUGCCCAUCGAAGAGCUUCCCACAAGACACAUCCCCUACAUGCACGGCGACGUCGGCUUCUACGGAGGCAUGCGCUCGCUCGGUCUCCGACAACGACUCCUACAACUCCUAUCCACCGUCUCCCAAUACCUCCCCGACGACUUCAUCCACCUCGAAGACCUCUACCACCUCUACGCCGAAAACAUCCGCCAUCUGCCCCUCCCUGUAUUCCAAGCCUUCAUCAGCCCCUCCACCCUCCCCUACCUCUCUGGCCAUGCCAAAACCACCCUCUGCGAGUUCCUCCUCUUUCGCAUGCGCGAGACCGCCGCCCCCGACACCGACGACGAAUAUCUCAACCAAGCCAAGCUGGAACGAUGUUUCCUGCCUUACGCGGCCAGCACAAAAUUCAUAGCCGAUAACACCAAAAUCUCCCUCAUCCUGGAGUCACUGAUCAUUCUUCUCGCCGAUAACGGCAUGCUAAGCGUCACGAAAAGUCUGCGAGAAGCUGUUCAUAAGGGCGUUAAUCGUCGUUUCGACCGGUCCGAAUACCAAUCGCGGAAAUAUGUCCAGGAAGCUUACAGGUGGGCGGAUGAUAUCGAGCGGGCGUGGUUGGAGGAGAGUGCGGAGCGGUUACAAUUUCUCGUGCUUUGUAUUCUGCCGUUCGAGGGUGAUGCCACUACCACAUGA